Folsomia candida is the source of this 945-nucleotide messenger RNA. RefSeq lists its product as uncharacterized. NCBI's taxonomy places the organism in Eukaryota, Metazoa, Arthropoda, Collembola, Entomobryomorpha, Isotomidae. The record is from RefSeq and is a predicted model, not a curated record. The transcript is spliced from 5 exons. The coding region runs from base 56 to 901 and encodes 281 amino acids.
AAUACACUAAAGUUAAACUAAUUUCAACCUCCUUCUUUACUAAAACACCUAAACAAUGAGCGCCAUAUCCAAACAGGAAGUUUCUUCGGUUGAAGAAGUUUUUAAAUUGGCAAAAGAUGACGACGUACUGAAAAAUGUGGCUAAAAUUUUCGCCCCUUAUCAAGAACUUGUAUUACACGGGCUUGGCAUCUGUUCUAUGGAUCCCGUCCUUCUAAUUAAAACAGUUAAAACCUUGCACCACUUGGGCUCUGUCACGUAUCCAAAUUUUUAUAAAGGAAUUACCCCUACCCAAUUGAUCUCUACUUUUCGCAAAGCAAAAUUAUUGCGAAUUAUAAAACAUUUCGGGGACGAUGGGAAACUUUCACUCAUCCUUCUAUUCGAGGCGGCAAAUUGGGAUCCAACACGAAUACCUAAUCCUGAAAUGCGAAUAAUAUUCGCAUUUUACUUGUACGCAGCCCUAAAAAUUGCCCAUCGCGACCCGAGAUGUUCCGCAAAAUCACGCAGCGAACCUCCCACUUUACUGCAUAUUUUUGAUACUAAAGGGUUCUCCACUUCACACGCGAAAAUAUUCAGCUUCAGAGAGACUUUAAUCAGUAUCAGGCUGUAUAAUGCACUGCCCAAAAAUGUGACAAAAUGCGUGAUUUUUAGAAAUAGCGGAAUCUUGUUUGAGAAAACUUACUCCUUUGUUAAGUGGCUACUUCCGUAUGAUAUGCGAAAAAUGAUUCACGUAUGUUCGGACGACAUUUCGCCCAUAUUUGAACACGUGCCGGUGGAAGGCGUCCCAAAAGCGGUGGGCGGUCUGGCUGAAAAUGAUGAAGUAUUCUUAGCCGAUCUGGAAAAAGAGUUGGAUGCAGACGGUGGUCUGCAUACCCUGCUAAACAUGAUUUUUGAUAGAUCGUAAUAUGCGAAAUUCGCACAUUACGAUCUUUCGCAGUGCGAAUGUUA